Messenger RNA from Hypomesus transpacificus, 2474 nucleotides. RefSeq names its product protein regulator of cytokinesis 1-like. Gene Ontology annotation, biological process: microtubule cytoskeleton organization; mitotic spindle midzone assembly. The transcript has 15 exons. The coding region runs from base 133 to 1968 and encodes 611 amino acids. The record is from RefSeq and is a predicted model, not a curated record. Gene Ontology annotation, molecular function: microtubule binding. Gene Ontology annotation, cellular component: cytoplasm; mitotic spindle midzone; spindle. Lineage: Eukaryota; Metazoa; Chordata; Actinopteri; Osmeriformes; Osmeridae.
UUUGAAACGAAGUGGCGAAUCAGUCUGGUAGAAUACGUCUCAGAAGUUGAACUCUUGUUGGGUUGUGUUUAUAAGACACGUUGCAUUUAGGUUGGAAAACUAACGAGAUCAAGUAUAUUCAGAACCGGGACCAUGAGGAGAAGUGAAGUUCAUGCUGCAGAGUCGGUGGCAUGUCUGAAUCGAGCUCUUAAUCGUCUGAAGGACAUUUGGGAAGAAAUCGGCAUCCCAGAGGAUCAGCGACUACAAAGGACAGAUGUUGUGAAAAAACAUAUCAAAGACUUGCUGGAGAUGAUGAUUACAGAGGAGGAGAGUCUCAGGAAGCGAUUGUUAAGUAGUAUCGAGUCUUGUAGCAAAGAGCUUGAGAGCCUGUGCCAGGAACUCCAACUACCACCAUUUGAGGAGGAGGAGGGUAGCACCAUGUUGCAGCUGGAGAAGGAUAUCAGGACACGGUUGGAGGUGAUGACCAAUCAGAAGAGCCAGAGGAUCCAGCAGCUGAAAGCCUUCUGGAAGCAGGACCAGGAGCUGUGUGACAUCAUGUGCUCAGCUCCUUACUGCAUCAGUCUGGAGUCAGUGCCAUCUCUGGAGCAGCUGGAGAGCUACCGUGCCUACCUGGACAGUCUCACCCAAGAGAAGGUGCGCCGACAUGACGAGUUCAUCGGCAUCAAAAGGCAGAUCAUCCAGUGCAUGGAGGAUCUCGAUCAGCUGCCUGACACCAGCUUUGAGAGAGACGUGGUGUGUGAGGACGAGGAGGCCUUCUGCCUGUCGAACGACAACAUCUCAACCCUCAAACUACUGCUCGGUCAGUUGGAGGAGCGCAAGGCUGAGAAUGAGCUGCGCUGCUCUGCCUACCGCGGUAAGAUCCAGGAGCUGUGGGAGAGACUGCAGGUUCCCCUGGAGGAGAGAGACGCCAUAUCUGAACACAUGGUCCUGUCGAAGAAAACGAACCUGGACGCUCUGCAAGCUGAGGCCGGGCGUCUGGAAGAGCUCAAGAUCAAGAACAUGCAGAACGUCAUUGAGGCCAUCAGAGCUGAGAUAGCGCUCUUUUGGGAGAGGUGCUACUACAGCUCUGAGCAAAGACAAGCCUUUGUUCCUUACUUUGACGAUAAUUUCACCGAAGAAAGUCUGAAUCUUCAUGAGGCUGAAGUUUUGAACCUCAAAAAACAAUAUGAGGAUCACCAGGAUCUCUUUGAGGGAGUCGGAAGGUGGCAGGAGAGUUGGAUGCUGUUUUUGGAACUAGAUAAAAAGGCAACAGAUCCUUCUAGGUUCAACAAUCGAGGAGGGAACCUUCUGAAAGAGGAAAAGCAGAGGGCCGACCUUCAAAAAAGUUUGCCAAAGUUGGAGAAAACCCUGAAGACCCAGAUUGACCUGUGGGAGGAGGAGCAUUGCAGGGAGUUUUUGGUCAAUGGUCAGAAGUUCAUUCAGUAUGUACAGGAGCAAUGGCAACUCCUCCAGAAUGAGAGGGAGCAAGAGAAACUGGAAAGGCAACUGAAGAAAACCAAGCAGUUUGAGAAAGACGUGCAGUUUGGAACCACUGUGAAGACGCCGUCCAAAAGACGUCUGGCAGCGACACCCACAUCGAGUAAAACCAGAAAGGUAAUACAGCUAAAUUCCACCUGCAGCAUCUCCACUCCCAACAGUACGCUCCGCUCUGGAGGAAGCACCUUCCAGUCUCCUGCCCUACGACCUCCUCUGUCCAUCAGUAAGAUUCCUGGACUGCGCACCCCUGCACGUGCCAGGACUCCUCGGGCUCAGGAGAGGAACAAGGAGAACAUCUCCCACCUUUAUGGGACUGCUCUGGGCGGUACUUUAAGACCACCAGCUAGCCCACACCGUAACUUCAGCAUCAACUCUGUGGCCAGCACCUAUUCAGAAUUUGCGAAGGAUUUUGUCAACAUUGAUUCCACCGUCAUUAAAAGCGAGACCUUUCAAAGGUCUCCAAAUCUACCAUCAUCCAGACAGGACACCUGAACUCCACAGUCACUCACCUCUGAGGGCCGGGCCAGGGGUGCACUUUGAGUCGACCAGCUCAGCAGUGCCCCCAGCAUUAUGUUAACACUGUUGGAGUCUGAAGGAAAGUUAUCAAUACAAUGAAUGUAACUCCAAGUUGACACACGAUUUUCUAAAUGUUUUAUGUUAUUAUAUUAUUAGAGAUUUUUAAGCUUCUUUGGCUUCCUGCUGAAUGACACGCGGGACUGCAGAACAGUUUUCAUGAAACUUUGUCCUUUAUUUUAUAUGGCUAUUUGAUCAUUUUCAUUUGAUGCAAGCUUAUUGUAUACAUGUUUAGGGCUAGCUGAUCAUGAGUUUCCCUCUCAACUUUGACUAUACACUUUACACUACAUCUUUUUGAUGUUAUCUUUAAGGUAUUUUAAGUGCACAAUCUGCUGUCAGAACUGCUGCGGUAACAGCACUUGUUUUAAACGUAUCUGAGUGUAAUUGGUGAUUUGCAAACUGUAAAUAAAUGUUUUGUUUCAAUA